Molecule: messenger RNA, 1290 nt
Organism: Rhipicephalus sanguineus (brown dog tick)
Lineage: Eukaryota; Metazoa; Arthropoda; Arachnida; Ixodida; Ixodidae
Product: outer mitochondrial transmembrane helix translocase
Exons: 9
Coding region: 1-1182 (393 amino acids)
Cellular component (GO): mitochondrial outer membrane
Molecular function (GO): ATP binding; ATP hydrolysis activity
Source: RefSeq, a predicted model, not a curated record
AUGCAGCUCAAGAUGGCGAGCGAAAGUGUUCGGAUGCCACUCACACGCGGGGAACUUACUGGCCUAGUGUUUCGACUGUCCCUUUUCGGUGCUUUAACGUACUUUGGUAUAAAGUGGAUGGUUAAUGCUAUAGACCCGACGCGUAAGCAGAAGAUUGAGUCCAAGAAAAGAGCAGAUAGGAUACUGAAAAAAAUAGGCAUACAGAAUGUCAAUUUGACAGAAUAUGAGCUGUCAAUUGCAGCUCAGCUAAUUGAUCCUCGAGACAUCAGUAUAUCGUGGGAUAGCAUUGCUGGCUUGGAGGAGAUCACUCAGGAGCUCAGGGAAACAGUCAUACUUCCCAUUCAGAAGAGGCACCUCUUCACUGGCUCACAACUGAUCCAGCCACCAAAGGGAGUGCUGCUUCAUGGCCCACCUGGCUGUGGUAAAACCAUGAUCGCAAAAGCGACAGCACGAGAAGCUGGAGCCCGCUUCAUCAAUUUGGAGGUUGCAGCGCUUACUGACAAAUGGUACGGAGAAUCUCAAAAGCUUGCCAGUGCUGUCUUUACGUUGGCAGUGAAGAUUCAACCUUGCAUCAUAUUUAUUGACGAGAUUGACUCAUUCCUGCGGUCUCGUGAUAGUCAAGACCACGAGGCAACAGCUAUGAUGAAGGCACAGUUCAUGUGUCUCUGGGAUGGCCUCAUUACAGACCCUGAUUGCCAGGUUGUGGUAAUGGGUGCCACUAACCGUCCACAUGAUGUUGACAAGGCCAUCCUGCGCCGCAUGCCAGCUAUGUUUCAUGUUGGCUUGCCUAACCAGCAGCAAAGGGCUGGAAUUAUCAAGCUAGUGUUAGAGACAGAAGGGGUAAGCAAGGAUGUGAACAUUACAAAGAUUGCACGCCUCACUGAGGGGUUCUCAGGUAGUGACUUAAGGGAAUUGUGCCGUAAUGCUGCUCUUUACCGAGUUCGAGAUCUCCUGCGAAUUGAAAAGCAUCACGGAGGGGGACUCAAAGAAGUGUCUGAUGAUGAAGAAACGUUCCAUGAUGCACGGCAGUCUGGUGCAAAAGAAGGUUCAGAUGAUGAUGAAACGUUCCACGAUGCAUUGCGGCCUAUCUGCAUGGAAGACUUCACCAAUGCUCUGGCCAAAAUGAAGAACUCAAAAGUGCUCGCCCACCAGCGACACAGUGUCCCACUAGAAUUGGACUAGUACUUAUGUGGUCAUCUGUAAAUCCUGAGGAUUGUGUUGUUGCAUUAGUGUUUCCGACAUUAAUGCCCUACCAGAAGUGGACUGAACAAUGUGAACUGCUCGUUUAUU